This is a messenger RNA of Equus quagga, 1320 nucleotides long. RefSeq names its product killer cell lectin-like receptor 2. The record is from RefSeq and is a predicted model, not a curated record. The transcript is spliced from 7 exons. Bases 1 to 846 code for a protein of 281 amino acids. NCBI's taxonomy places the organism in Eukaryota, Metazoa, Chordata, Mammalia, Perissodactyla, Equidae.
AUGAGCAAUCAGGAAGUGACUUAUUGCUCCUUGAGAUUUGUUCAGUCUCCUUCAGAGUCACAAAAUAGAUUAAGGCCUGGUGGUACUCAAAGGCCUGGGAAAACUGAUGACAAAGAGUUUUCAGUGCCCUGGCUUCCCUUCGUAGUGACUCUUGGGAUUCUCUGUUUACUUCUUUUGGUGACAGCCACAGUGUUGGGGACAAUGCUUUUUCAGCGUAUUCAAGAAAAAUAUCAACAGGAGGAAAUUCUACGAAACCUCAGUCAAAAGUAUGACAUUAUAAAAAAUGACAACUACUUAAAGGAGCAACUUUUGAUAAAUAAGACUUUAGAAUGCGACGUUCUCAGAAAUGAAACCCUUCAUCAGAAAAAGGAACUGGACUCACUCUUUGUAGAAAAGAUGAGAUGUCACAUAAAACAAGAGAUCUUUUCAAAGUCUUUGCAAAAUACAGGUAAACUCAAUGAAGGCCACUGGUCCUGUUGUGGAGUAAACUGUUAUUAUUUUACCAAUGAAAUUAAAGACUGGAAGGGAUGUAAAAAGACUUGCCAACGUUACAAUUUAUCUCUUUUGAAGAUAGAUAAUGAAGAUGAACGGGCGUUCAUUCAACGCCAGGCUUAUCAAAAUACCUACUGGAUUGGAUUAUCAUAUAAUGCAAAGGAAAGUAAAUGGAAAUGGAUUGACGAUGGCAUGUCUUCUGGAACUAAUUUUACAAUGAAUUUGCCUUCUGGGAGAGGAGGAAGAUGUGCAUUUUUAACCUCAACUAGAAUAACAAAUACUGAGUGCUCUAAUGCCUAUUAUUGUAUCUGUGAGAAGAGAAUUGAUUGUGUUUUCAACGACUGCUUCAACUGACGCAGAAGAAACGGAGGACUUAUUCCAUUGUGGAAACAGAGAUGAGUUAGAAGAGGAAGAAAAUACUCUUUUGGACUAUGAUUUAAGAGAUCAGAUGCUGUCUGUCUUCUUGGGGAAAAGGGGAAGAUUUUGUUUUUGGAAAGCAGUUACUCUCUAACGACCCUGAGAAAUUCUUUCUCUUUCCCUGAACCACCCACAGAGCCGAUGAGAGAACCAUGAUAAAGAGCCUGGGUCUUUUCCUUAUUAAUAGGAUAAAUCAUUUCAAUAGCCUCUGGCUUUGAGAGAGAGCACAAUUAAGAACUAACAAAUUGUUUUCCUGCCCCUGCCCUCCAAUCUAUGUGCUUACUUCUCAUUAAAAAAACAUUUUUUGAUUUUUCUAUAAUUUCAAACUUAUUGACUAGUUGAAACAAUCGUACAAGGAACUCUGAUAUAACCUUUACCCAUAGUUCCCAUUUGUUUAUAUUUAGCUCUAGG